GGACAUAUAGCAAUGCUAUGAUUGAACUAACGAUUUAAAAUCUAUUCAAUUUAGUGUUGUUGAUCAAGUUGCGACUAGUUAAGUGAAACAAUAACAGCAAUAUAUUAAUAAUUACUGAAUAAAUUGAUUGUUAUUUGAGUAUUAAUCAACUGUUUUUACAAUGAAGUACUCGACUGGACUCAUCUUUAUGGUUACAUUGAUCAAUGUGUCAAUAUGCUCAUCAAUGCGAGAAUUGGACUUUAUGAAAAGUUUAUAUCCUUAUACCGGUAUACCAAAGCCGAUAUUCAUUACCCUUGUAAACAGACGAAUUUACCAAUUGAAUUCUGAGUGCAAAAAUGAAACACUCUCAGAUGCAACCAAAGCCUUUUGUGAAUCUACGGAUAAAUCAUUAUCGCUACUCGUCAAUUGGGCCACUUCAAAGGGUACAAAAGGCAAUAAUCAAACGGUUGUUAGUUUGCGUGAUGAAGAAAGCCUUGAUCUGUUUGAAUUUUACGAACAAACUGUGGAGAUCUUGAAUAAGGUUUAUCCACAUUUAAACAUUGCUAGUGUUGAUGAUUACAGCACAAACUCAUUGGCUUCAAUCGAUAUUUAUCACUUCCCGAAAAAUAAAUUUCAAGCUUUGAUUGAUGCUUAUAUUGGUGACAUUAUCUUGGUUUGUGAUUACGAAGAAUCGAAUGGAAAUUCCAAACGAAUUAAUAUGGAGAUUUUCGACAGUCUAACCUCGUUAUCCAAAGAAGUACAAAACCUCAGUGGUAAUUAUUGGAUUGAUCAACAUAUUGCACUUCGAGCAUUGGAUCAAUGUUUGAAGCGAUUCGCUAUCUUGAUAAAGCUUUUCAGACGAGAUUUCCUUAAAAAUUGAAGACAAUUUUGAAGCUUGUCUCUAAAGUAAAUACAUUAAUGAAUUAAAUGCAAAACUAACUUUAAUGUGAAAA
Messenger RNA from Tetranychus urticae (two-spotted spider mite), 932 nucleotides. RefSeq lists its product as uncharacterized. The record is from RefSeq and is a predicted model, not a curated record. Lineage: Eukaryota; Metazoa; Arthropoda; Arachnida; Trombidiformes; Tetranychidae.